ACCGAGUCAAAUCCCGGAGUCAGACGGUGCACAAUCAAACCAUUUCCAGGCAGUUUGGCCUUUCAAAAUAAAAUCAACGGAUAAAGGUUGUUCCAUUUAUUCAGGCUCAGGACGUCCACUGUGAUGGCCCGAUCAAAGCGUGUUCCGUUUGUUUUGAAGACAGAACGGAAGUUGCCGUGUUUGUGAUGCCGAACGUCUUGACUCAGAUAUUUCCGUCAUGCGGAGGUGAAGGAGUGACAGACGCUGUUGGCUCAAAACGCCAUGAUGUCCCACAUCAGGAGGACUUUGUCUCUGUUAACAGGCUGUUCAGCCGUUGGCAGGUGUCGACCCAUUAACCAACCAGCUCGGAGCAGCUCCACCUCCAGCAGCGGCCUGAUGGUGGCCUCUGACGGCACAAAGGCAGGCCUGGUCCUGCACUCACAGUCCACUGAUGUGUACCAGAACCUGGCUCUGGAGGACUGGAUUGACGCCAAGGUGGACCUGCAGCAGCGCAGCGUCCUGCUGCUGUGGAGGAACCAGCCGGCCGUGGUCAUCGGCCGCCAUCAGAACCCCUGGGCCGAGUGCAGUCUUCCGGCCAUGAGGGGGAUGGGGAUUCCCCUGGCCCGCAGGCGGAGCGGCGGAGGGACCGUCUUCCAUGACCUCGGGAACCUCAACCUGACCUUCUUCACCUCCAAGAAGGAGUACAACCGGCAGAGGAACCUGAAGGUGAUCACAGAGGCUCUGAGGCGACUCCGACCACGACUGGACGUCCGGGCCACCGACAGAUUCGACAUUCUACUCAAUGGACACUUCAAGAUCUCAGGCAGUGCGUCCAGACUGAGCAGGAAGUCGUCCUACCAUCACUGCACUCUGCUGCACUCUGCUGACCGCUCCGCCCUCAGCGCUGUGCUCCGCCCCUCUUGUCCUGGUAUCCAUAGCAACGCCACGCCUAGCGUCCCCUCUCCCGUCACCAACCUGCUGGACCACGCCCCCUCGCUGCAGUGGGAGGAGCUGCUGGAUGCACUGGUGUACCAGUACAAUGCAGAGUUCGGCUUCAGCGCUGCGUCGACCCUCGUUAAUCCCGCUGAUGAGUCAGCGUUUCCUGGACUCAGCAGGGCGGCGGCAGAACUGCGGGGCUGGGAGUGGACGUUCGCUAAGACCCCUAAGUUCAGCGUCCAAACCCUCCUAGACCUGAGGGACGAUCGCUCGUUUGCUCGCAGCUCUGCCCAGCUGCAUGUGGAGGUGAGGAACGGCGUGAUGGAGAGCUGUGAGCUGGAUGUUCCUGCCCAUUGGCUGCCUCAGCGGUUGAGCGGCGAGCUGAGCGCCGUGCUGGUCGGCGAGAGGUUCUGUGGCCAUCGAGUGGCUGCAGCUCUGACUGCGCUGCUGCGGUGUGAGAGCGGCGAGCUGCAGCACAGACUGAACAACCUGUGUGACGCUGUGGUGUCCGUGAUGGGCUGAAAAUAUCACAUUUAACUCUUAAUUUGUUCUCCAUUUUGCUCUUUGUGAAGAAUCGGAAGCAUUUUUGUGCGAGGACAUAAAAUCAAUUUGUUUGUA
Molecule: messenger RNA, 1533 nt
Organism: Scatophagus argus
Lineage: Eukaryota; Metazoa; Chordata; Actinopteri; Scatophagidae
Gene: lipt1
Product: lipoyltransferase 1
Exons: 4
Coding region: 262-1437 (391 amino acids)
Biological process (GO): protein lipoylation
Cellular component (GO): cytoplasm; mitochondrion
Molecular function (GO): lipoyltransferase activity
Source: RefSeq, a predicted model, not a curated record